AUGGCCCCCGGGUACUCGCACCACCCGCCCGCCGCGUCCCAGGGCCACCGUUCGCACUCUCCGUCCGCCAACAACGCAUCCGUGCCCGAGGGCGCGGUGCCGCCAGCCAGGUCUCCCUUUGGCCUCGCUCACAACGGCAUCAUGGCCGGCAACUCGCGGUCCGGGGCCGGCUCUCCGUCGCAUGACAUGGCCGGCUCCGGAAGGCUUUUUUCCAAACGAGCCAGGGAAAUUCAAGCUCAGGAAGGCAUCCCAGGUCUUCCUUUGAACCCUUGGGGUGGCCCGCCGACAAGCGGUAACUCGACCCCUCUCCGUGAGAACAUCCCCGAGUCUCCAACCGACGGCUUUCCCGACUUCGGCCAGCUCCCCACGCCCGACACCCUUCCUCAGACGCGCCGAGCCCGAGCUGGCACAGUUCCGUCCAGAUUCCCCCCUGGCUUGGGAACCGCCAACCCUCUGCUGAACAUUCCGGGUUUCGCAGCAAAGUCUGCACGAGCCACGCCGUCGCAGAGCCCCUUCAAGUCACCCUCGCCCAACCUCGACCACCCCGACAACACUCAAGGUGGCGGCUCGGCCCUGCUCUCCCGCCUGCGAGCGGGAUCUAUGCCGCAGCGCAGCCCCUUCUCUGCAGUCCCCGGCACCAGCUCCCCCUUCGGCCCCUCCAUCUUCAGUAGCAGCUGGAAUCCGGCCGCCGUCGGCCGUGAACGGGGUUCCACUCUUGCAAGCAUCGCCAGUGUCGGUUCCAACGGCCCGAGCUCGCCGUCCCACUCCCAAUUCUCCAAGGAGGGCGGUGGUGAAUCAGACGUGCACAUGCGCACCCUCGACUAUCUUGGCCUGGCGGAGACGCCGCAGCCUCCGCGCGCUCAGCUGGCCACCCCCUACAUGGCCAACAAUUGGCAGCAAGCGAGCCGAUUCCGUUCCUAUUCGGUUAACAACAAGGACAAGUACGACAAGUAUGCCGGCGACGAUGAUGAGGAGGCGUACGAGGUCGAUGGUAUGGCCAUCGACCCCCGAUAUGCCGCACUGAUCCAGCAGGAGCUGGCUGCGACAAAUGCCGCCAUCCAUAACCACAACCUCGCUGUGCAAGCUUUCGCAAAUCAGGCUUCGGCCAAUCGACCCCGCGCUCGCACCACUGGUGUCCUGGACGCUCCCGCGGACCACCUGCGAGUGUACAUGGGCGCCAACGCAGCCGCCCCAAGUGCGCUGGGGACGGCUGAGAUCCGUAUGCCUGAGGAAAAGGAGUACGACGACCUGCCCCAGGCGAUUGCUAACAUGAGCUUGGGGAGGUCGAACAGCCGCAACAAUGGCCUGCUGAGCGCCGACGAGCAGGGCCUCGAGGGUCCCACCAGCGCUCUUUGGCUCGGCGGUGUGCCGACCUCGACCACCACGACGACUCUGGUGGAGAUGUUCAAGGUCCAUGGCCCAAUCUCGUCUGCUCGAGUCUUGACGCACAAGAGCUGUGGCUUUGUCAACUUCGAGAGAGUAGACAGCGCCAUAUCCGCCAAGGCAAGCAUGAAUGGUAAGGAGAUCUUCCCUGGGUCCGGGCCCAUCCGGGUCAACUUUGCGAAGCCACCGUCAGCAUCCAAUACGCCCGGACAUGACGGCGCCUACCCGUCCCCGAGUCCCGACCCGCAUUCCAGGGGUCAGGAGUCGACCCAGGCGGCUACCAGCUCCAACGCAGAGGCCGCGCGUAGUCUGGGAGCGAGCACUCCAACCGUUCCCCCUCUCCGCGACAUGACGGCCGAUAUUGUCGACAUCGUCGGGCAGUUCGGAGCAUCCGAGGACGACAAGGCACACAUUGCAGGCAACGUCCAGGCAGCCAUUCAGUACGAUGCAUACGCCGAGGAGAUACCUCCGAUCCGCGAACCAACUCACACCAGGGUUCACGACGCGCCCAAGCUGAGGGACAUUCGCAAGCGCAUCGACAACCAGCUCAUGUCCCAAGCCGACAUCGAGAACGUCGCCAUGGAGAUGCUGCCGGAGAUCGCGGAGCUCUCUUCGGACUACCUGGGCAACACCGUGGUGCAGAAGCUCUUUGAGAAUUGCAGCGACCCUGUGCGGGAUGCCAUGCUUGCAGAAGUCGCUCCUCACAUCGCCGAGAUUGGCAUCCACAAGAACGGCACGUGGGCAGCCCAGAAGAUCAUCGACGUGUGCAAAACGCCGGAGCAGAUGUCCACCAUCGUCCAGCAUCUCCGCCCAUACACUGUGCCCUUGUUCCUCGACCAGUUCGGCAACUACGUCCUGCAAUGCUGCCUCAAGUUUGGCCCGCCGUACAGCGAGUUCGUCUUCGAGGCAAUGCUAAGCAGAAUGUGGGAGAUAUCUCAGGGUCGAUUUGGCGCCCGCGCCAUGCGGGCGUGUCUGGAGAGCCACCACGCCACCAAGAGUCAGCAGCGCAUGCUCGCGGCCGCCAUUGCGUUGCACAGCGUCCAGCUCGCGACCAACGCCAAUGGCGCCCUCCUGCUCACCUGGUUUCUCGACACCUGCACCUUCCCCCAGCGACGGACUGUCCUUUCGCCGCGGCUUGUGCCGUACCUGGUCCACUUGUGCACGCACAAGGUCGCGUAUCUUACGGUGCUAAAGGUCAUCAACCAGAAAGCUGAGCCUGAUGCUCGUGACACGAUCCUCAAGGCUCUGUUCUUUGCGCCCAAUGAUCAAGUCCUCGAGGCAAUCCUGAGCGACCACCAAUGCGGUGCCACCCUGAUCUUCAAGGUGCUGACGACGCCGUUCUUCGACGAAAGUAUCCGGCCGCAAGUCGUGGAGAAUGUGAAGAACGUGCUCGUCAAGAUCAAGGCCCAGCCCAACCAGGGCUAUAAGCGAGUGAUGGACGAAGUCGGCUUGUCCACCCGACCCUCUGGUCCGAGUCGCGAGUCGAGCUCGCAUACAGAGCCACGCCAGCGGCCGACCUCGCGGCAAAACAAUACCAACGGCCAUCACCCUCAGCAAGCCCACGCCAAUAAGUCCUUCUACAACCCGAGCCAUCCUCCAUCCAACCCUCCAGGCUUUGAGGGUGGCUAUGGCUUGCAAAGGAAUGACAGCGCCGAGGCCGGCAUGCCUGGGUUCCCGGCGUACAGUCAGGGCAUGAUGUACAAUGCGCCCACGGGGCCAGUGCCACCUGCGGUCAACCUCCAGCAGAUGCAGUACCAGCAGAACCUCAUGGCGAGACAGACGCCGCAACUGAACUACAGCUUUCCGCCCAUGCAGCCAGGUUACGGAGGGUAUGCUACCCCUGGCCCGGCCGUGGACCAGUUCCGCCAGCCUGCAAUGGCGAACGGCAGCCCGAUCCAGCCUUCGACUUCGCAAGUCCCGCAGAUGCCUGCCAACCAGGCCGCCUACGGGCCCCCUGGCUUUAGUGUACCCAUGGGCGGCGGCAACUAUCCGUACGCGAACAUGCCCGGCAUGCAGAACAUGGCAUAUAUGCAGCAUGAGCAGGGAAACGGUCGACGCGGCCGUAGGUGA
Molecule: messenger RNA, 3453 nt
Organism: Purpureocillium lilacinum
Lineage: Eukaryota; Fungi; Ascomycota; Sordariomycetes; Hypocreales; Ophiocordycipitaceae
Biological process (GO): nuclear-transcribed mRNA catabolic process, deadenylation-dependent decay
Molecular function (GO): RNA binding
Source: RefSeq, a predicted model, not a curated record